This is a messenger RNA of Siniperca chuatsi (mandarin fish), 1925 nucleotides long. It is a transcript of the gene tnfb, whose product is annotated as tumor necrosis factor b (TNF superfamily, member 2). Lineage: Eukaryota; Metazoa; Chordata; Actinopteri; Centrarchiformes; Sinipercidae. Gene Ontology annotation, molecular function: tumor necrosis factor receptor binding. The record is from RefSeq and is a predicted model, not a curated record. Bases 644 to 1405 code for a protein of 253 amino acids. Gene Ontology annotation, cellular component: membrane. Gene Ontology annotation, biological process: immune response. The transcript is spliced from 4 exons.
GAUUUAUGUGUGAACCUCAGCAGUUACAGACAGAGCUUACAUUUUGUGGGUGGCUCAAGUCAGUAAUGAGCUCAAUAUGUGUUUAUAUGUGUUUAUGACUUUGUGUCUGCCUCAUUGUGUGUACAGUUUUGUGUUUGUGCAUGAAUGUCUGUGUGUGUGUGUGUGUGUGUGUGUGUGUGUGUGUGUGUGUGUGUGUGUCUGUUUGUCUGUGUGUGUUACAGCAUUGUGUAAUUUUUCAAAACCCAAAAGUAGCAACCGAUCACUUUCCAAUCCUGAAACCACAACUCCCGUUGGGUUCCACGCUCUGGUAAAACUCCACUAAAAAUUCUGUGACUUCUCUUUCCUUCUCAGCCUUUUUCUCUCCAUGGCCCAGGUUGCUGAGCUGCUGCCUCCUGCACUGUCUCCGCUUUCAGAGUGACAUCACUGGAGUUUCCCUUCUGCAGAAGCAGCUGCCGCAGCAUAAAUACUACAAGCUCUCUGACUGAAGUUCACUCUAACACAAUAGCAACACAAAGGGACCAGUAACACCACAGAGCACUGGAAGCACCUGAAGGUACAGACACAGCAUCCAGCCAAGUGUUUAGUUGGUAGAUAUUUCUAAACAGCAAGCAGUAAAGACUCUAAGAUCAGAGUUGUGCAUAGUAUGGUGGCAUACACAACCGCACUAGGUGACGUGGAGAUGGAUCUUGAGGCGAGGCCAGUGGUUUUGGUAGAAAAGAAGUCAUGUACAGGGCAGAUAUGGAAGGUGUCCACGCUCAUUCUCGUUGUGGCCCUUUGUUUAGGAGGCUUCCUGCUGUUUGCUUGGUGCUGGAAUGGAAGGACAGAAAUUAUGACUCAAUCAGGCCAAACAGAAGCACUAAUCAAGGAGGACACUACUGAGAAAACAGAUCACCACUACACGCUGAGGCGAAUCAGCAGCAAAGCCAAGGCAGCCAUCCAUUUAGAAGGUAACUACGAUGACAGCAAGAGUGUGAAAGACCAGCUGGAGUGGAGAAACGGUCAAGGCCAGGCGUUCGCUCAGGGUGGCUUCCAACUGGUGAACAACCAGAUCGUCAUCCCACAAACUGGCCUCUACUUCAUCUACAGCCAGGCAUCGUUCAGAGUCUCAUGCAGCGAUGCCGACGAGGAGGGAGCGGGAAAACACCUAACACCUCUCAGUCACAGGAUCUGGCGCUACUCAGACUCCAUAGGCAACAGAGCCUCUCUGAUGAGCGCGGUGAGGUCGGCGUGCCAAGACACCGCUCAGGAGGACAGCUACAGAGCCGGACACGGCUGGUACAACGCCAUUUAUCUGGGUGCAGUGUUUCAGCUGAAUAAAGGAGACAGACUGUGGACAGAAACCAACCAGCCAUCAGAGCUGGAGACCGACGAGGGCAAGACUUUCUUUGGUGCGUUUGCACUAUGAAAUGACUUUUUGCUGUGAUACUAACAGAGAAGAUGCAAAGCUCUGUACAGUGCCAUACAUUUUGGCUUUUUUAAAACAUUAUAUAUGUUUUUUUAUUCUCAUUAUUAUUCAUCUUCAUGGUGAUGUAGAAAUGUUUAAAUCUCAAAGGAGAUAAAGCUUGUAGCCAAACAGGCGGUGUGGAUUUUUAAAAAUCCUAUAAACUGUAACAGUUUGCAACAUUAUUUCUAUUUUAGGCACUUUUUUACAUUAUUUAUGCUGACCUGAGAUUGUAAUAGGCUGGACUUUCUCUGCUGUAUCAGAUUAUGACACUGCUCUUCACUGGAGAGUUUAGUUCAAGGAUUAUGAGGAUUAAGGACAGAAAUAUUAUCAUGUACUAUUACAACCUGUAUGUAUUUAUUUGUAUUUAUUUAUAUUUAAAUCGGUGGAAUUGGGUGUUAAAGAUGAUAUUUAUAUACUUUAUGUGCACAUAAACUUCAUUAAAAUGCAAGAAAACAAUUAAAAAAUGUUGUGUCAUCACAAA